AGCCGCCGAGGGUCGAGCCCCGAAGCCCCAUCGGCACUCCCCGCCUCGCACCUCCUCUGCCGCGCGGAUGGCGGCGGCCGCGCAGGGGCCGCCCCGGCCGGGCGAGGACGAGUGCAGGGCCGCCCUCCGGGACAUCUGGCGGAGCAGGCCCCAGGUCUCGGCCCCGAUCCUGCUGCGCCGGGAGCUGGAGCGCCACCUCGGCCUCCCGCAGCGCUCCCUGGACGACGUGCAGUGGGUUGCGCAGCUGUCGCAGGCCGAGCGGGCGGCGCGCGAGGAGCAGCGGCGGGCGGAGAGGGGCGGCAGGCGGCGAGCCGCCGACGGCGGCCGGGACCUGCGGGCGCCCCGCCCCAAGGCGGCGCGGCGGGCGCGGCCGCCGGCCUGCGGCGCGGAGCGCGGCUGGCGGGAGCUGUGGGACACGAGGCGCUUCGCCGACGCCGCGGUGGAGUGCGGCGGCCGCCGCCUGGAGGUCCACAGGGCUGUGCUCGCGGCGCGGUCGCCCGUGCUGAUGGCGAUGUUCGGGCAGGAGGGCAUGCGGGAGGGGCUCGCGCGGGAGGUGGUCAUCCCGAACUCUUGCCCUGGCAUCGUCGAGGCGAUGCUGAUGUACAUGUACGUGGGCGAGAUCGGCGAGGGGGUGGAUUGCGCGGGGCUGCUGCAGCUGGCCGACCAGUACCAGGUCGCCGGGCUCCCGGAGGCCUGCGCGGAGGUCCUGCUGGAGGAGCUGGCCCCGGAGACGGUGGCUUCGACGCUGGUCACCCUCAGGGAUUGCAGGCACUCGAGUCCCCGCCUGGAGGCCGCCUACGAGCAGGUGCUCAAGUGCGUCCGCAGGGACAAGGCGCUGGUGCGGGCGGUGGCGGAGCACGUCGACGCGUGAGGCGAUGACCCAGCGAUGUUGUUUUUUUUGUCAGCUGAUCCCUCCCCUCCUCCUCCUCCUCCUCCUCCUCCUCCUCCUCCUCCUCCUCCGCCUCCUGCUCCACCUUGUGCCCCUCCUGCUUCUGUAGGCGGCGGAGGGCCAGCUCCUGUCGUAAGGCGGCCUCUGCGUUGACUCUGACCUCCUCUGUGCCCUUUCGGCCCUUCCCACCGGCCAACCACGAGGAGGACACCCGUAAUUUGCGUGGGCCUUGGCAGCGCCAGGCGGCGCAGCACUCUGCGACUGCUCGUCGUCGUUCCCCGUCCUCGUCCUCAUCUCGGCGACUACAAAGGGUGCGGUUACGCUGGGGUGUGUUUUGCAACGUGCGCCCGUUGGUGCUCGGGAGGCACCACGUUGCCCUCGUCGGGCCUCCUGGGGGCGCGGCGGAGAACUCUGUCGAGGCCCUCGCCCGCUCCCCAGGGCGCGGGUUGCAAGCCACACCCCCUGCAAACCACACCCCUCGGAGCCGCCGGCCCUCGUCCCUCAUCCCUCCUCCUCGUCAAGCCUCGGCGCCUGCCGGCUGAGACGGCAGGCCCAUACGCUGAGGCUGCCCGCCGAGCGCCCGUGCUCUCAUCCCCUCCGUCGUUCCCCGUGCCUCGUGGCGGGUGCGGUCUCUGUCGCGACGGCACGCCCGAGCGUUGGAAGGCCAACAUCACCAUCCCCGUCCAAUGUACGCCUGCUGGUGGGGUCCAACCUCCUGGG
Prorocentrum cordatum is the source of this 1609-nucleotide messenger RNA. The record is from the annotation of a GenBank genome assembly. NCBI's taxonomy places the organism in Eukaryota, Dinophyceae, Prorocentrales, Prorocentraceae.